Eurytemora carolleeae is the source of this 4074-nucleotide messenger RNA. Its product is annotated as zinc finger E-box-binding homeobox 1. The transcript is spliced from 6 exons. Lineage: Eukaryota; Metazoa; Arthropoda; Copepoda; Calanoida; Temoridae. The coding region runs from base 150 to 2705 and encodes 851 amino acids. Gene Ontology annotation, biological process: regulation of transcription by RNA polymerase II; anatomical structure development. Gene Ontology annotation, molecular function: DNA-binding transcription factor activity, RNA polymerase II-specific; RNA polymerase II cis-regulatory region sequence-specific DNA binding. The record is from RefSeq and is a predicted model, not a curated record.
AGAGGGGGGCCGCCCCAACCACCGUCCCGGCUUACCUCUACCCGUACCAGUCAUGUGAGCACCUCUUAACUAAACACACACACACACUCACCCAACCCCAGUAUGCCCUGUAGCCCUGCGUGCAACCUAACCUUGUAACUGACGUGAAUAUGGACCCGCCCCGCCCUAACCCUACCCCGCCCCCCUCCUCAAACCCAGGCUGUCCAAAGAUGUUGACAGGACGGAGAAAACAGGCCAAACCUCAGAGAACACCAGUUGAAACCGACUGCACAACCGACAGCGGUGUAGACAGCGAACCCUCACCGUCCAGUCCAGACUCCGACACGGGGUCAGGAUCUCCCCAUCCAACUGAGGGGUCAGAUUCGCCCUUCCCAGACCGAACAGAUUCACCCCAACCCUUGCCAAGCUACCCGGGAGAUAAUUCCAAACCUAUCCUACAGGAGAGAUCAGACGAUGUAUCCAAACUCUCAGUUCAAUGUGAAACCCUGAGAACCCCUGAGUCCAAUCAAAACUUGAACAAAAAGGAAGUUCAAAUAAUUAUGACUCCGAACAACAGCUCCCUUCAGUCCAAUUAUAAUGGAAGUUUAAGCUCCCUGGAGCCAGGCCUGGAGGAUGAUAAGAUGGAGACCGUGGAAGCUCUAUUGAGCCUAAGCGACACUUCUCGAAGUCCCGGAGGAAGUCCUGACAAAACCAUGAUAACCAUCCUGCCAGCACACAACCCGGAUAAUGAGUGUGUUGUGUGUGGACUCUGUGGAGUACCUCUGGUCUCCCUUGAGCCCCAUACCUGCUCCUCUCCUCCUCAACCCUACCCUACUCAACCCUCUACCCUCAACUGGAAAUCAUCUGGUUCAAACCUCUCAACACAACUACAAGAGUUCUCUGCAGAUACUCAAGUGCAGUGUUCGGUGUGCAAGAAGGAGUUUGCAAAUGUGUAUAGGUUGCAAAGACACAUGAUAAGCCAUGAUGACUCCGCGGUCCAGAGGAGAUUUAAAUGUACAGAUUGUGGAAAAGCUUUUAAGUUUAAGCACCACUUGAAGGAGCAUGUCAGAAUCCAUACUGGAGACAAACCCUUUGAGUGUAACUUCUGUGGAAAAAGGUUUUCUCAUUCUGGUUCCUACUCCUCGCAUAUGACGUCCAGGAAGUGUCAAGGAGGGAAACCUUCCUCAAACGAUGAAUCCACCAGCUUUAAGAUGGAAAAUACGUAUGAAAACCUCCACUGUAGCUCCGACGACCUCCAUUCUCCAGUCCAGGACGGUCCGAUUUCAUUCGCCAAGAAGCUUUCAAUCAUUCCUGAAUCUUUUCCGGAUAGAUUUCAGUCCUCACCUUCUCCCACUCCAGAUUCUAGUUCUAAGCCUAUCCAAGAUCUUAAACAUAGUUUUCCGUCCUUCCUUCUCCCUCAUUCUCUCGGUCUAGGUAACCUUCUAAAAACAGAAGAACCACAAGGAGUGUUAGACCGACUACACUUAACUUCACUCCUCUGUGGACUGCAGAGACCGGAGACAAGAAAACCUGCCAUGGCAGAGGCUUUACUCGCCAACAUGAGCCUAAUAAACGGAUUGAACGGAGGAAUACUGAACCCUGAAACUGGAAACCUUAGAACCUUACUGGAGCAUGUAAAUCUUGCUGUUACAAGAUCCCUCCUAGAGGAUAACCUCCUCAGAUGGAAUUCGAUGAUCCCUCGACCUUGGCCGGCUCCGGAGAAACUAGGUUUACGGCACAAUAGCUACGACAGUGACGGAAUAAGUGACGAAGAUACAUUAUACAUAGAACCGGAUAUUGAGAUGACUGAAAAGGAAGAGAAAAAGAGCCGAGUUCGAUCUUUGAUAUCUGAGGAGCAGUUAGGAAUUUUAAGAAGCUGUUACAAGAUCAAUCCUAUGCCAAGGAAGGAAGAACUGCUCCAAAUCGCUGAUACAAUAGGACAUCCUUACAAGGUUGUCAAGGUCUGGUUUCAAAACUCCCGAGCCCGGGAUAGAAGAGAAGGAAAGCAUCCUGUAUCGUCCUCUCCGAAAUAUCCAACCCCUCCACCGUCUAUUGGUUCUAUACUCCAGUCUCCGGGUAGUACUCCACCACCUGGAGCUAAACGAGAUCUGAUUCCACUAGACCUGAUACACCGGAGAGAUAACCUGCCCCUGGACCUUACAACCAAGCAGCAACUAAGUCCGAGUUCAACCCCACCUCCCCUUGUAGUUGCCGAGCAGGAGAACACCCAGGAGGAGUUCUUUAUGAAGCAGGAGGAGGAAGAGGAAGAUGAGGAAGAGGAAGAUGAAUAUUGUAACAAACGAAGUUUCGAGCAAAUGAUCCGGGAAAAGCUGGUAAAUUUAACUCCAGAUCGAGACGUGGUUGAGUCUGUUCUACGAAGGGAUGUAAGACCAGAGGAAGAUCAGUCCGGACUAUUUAAUUGUGAUCAGUGCGAUAAAACAUUUACUAAAAAGAGUUCAAUAACAAGACACAAAUAUGAGCAUUCAGACCUACGUCCACAUAAAUGUGCUGAAUGUGACAAGGCUUUCAAACAUAAACACCAUCUCACCGAGCACAGACGACUUCAUAGUGGGGAGAAACCGUUCCAGUGUCCUAAAUGCCUGAAAAGGUUUUCUCAUUCUGGAUCCUACUCCCAGCAUAUUAAUCAUAGGUUUUCCUACUGCAAACCCGCCAACUUGCCAAACCAAACCAUCAAGCAGGAAACCAUGGAAAACUUGGUUAAUUGAAUACGGUAAAUUUAUCUGUGGCUAAAAUCUGUGAAAUGGUUUUAAAAUGCAUUUUUGGAGAAUUUUGCCAAACUACCAGUUACUGAGCGUCAAAACAAAGUCUUCGAUGAUGGCAUUAUUUUCCUACAUAUUAUAAAUAUAUUUAAGCAAAAAAUUAUUUUUUGCACUUGUGCCAAAAUCUUUCCGAUCUCGAUGUCCGAGGUCGAGCAAAUCCUUCCUCAGCGACAGAUGUGAUGAGUUGAUGAUUACUCUAUGCAACCUUCAGAUCCCUCUAGCGGGGGUUUUGGAAGCUAGAUCUAAUUCUAGCAAAGGGGGAUUUGAAAUUAGCGUUCUAAUUAAAAUCAAAAUAAGUAUUCCCAGGUUUUCAUUGUUCUUCUAUUUGUAAGUAUGAUAGUACGCAAAGUGGAGGAGGAUUUUCUAGCAUAAAGUAACUGGACGCUUUUUUCAGACCCCCCCAUACGUUUUAUAGUUAUUAUUUCUGUGUUAUAUAUAUAUAUAAAUAGUAUACUCUGAGAAAUAUGUGAAUUCAUAUGUGCCAAUUAUGUAAAAAUACUCAUCGUAUAGUUUAUAGUUAUUUAUCCAAAAAGAUUGAUGUAAAAAUGAGCAACUAAAACAAAAUGGUUAACUACAACAAUGAUCAUGCAAAUGUGUUACAAACAAUUUAGAUAUGAAAUUAAAUGAACAUAAAUGAAAAUUUCAAAAACCACCAAUUAUUAAUAUUUUUUAUAAUAUGAAACUUGUUACAGCCGCGCCAAAGACAUAAAAAAGAUUAUAAUCCUAAAAUUCUAUGCUUUCUUCAUCAAUGCUUCUUUUAAUACCGCUUUAAUUCAAUUUUUCUGCUUUCGCCAUGUUAACAUUAUAUAGAAUAUCGUCUAAGCUGGACUGGGAGCUACAAAAGAUCAAGUCUAGUCAUCUGUCAACUUUCGAGCCUAAUAUAUUCAAUGCAACUCAGUGAAAAUACCAGUUAAACAAUCAGGCCUCGUUUUAGAAAAGGCAUAAUUUCUUUCAGCUGUAUAUUGUUCAAAUUAAAAAUAAUUCGAAAUAUUUUUGAAACCGUUGAUAUUAAUCAUUUUGGGAUUUCGGGCAUUAUCCUUGUGUACAUAGGGAAGAUGAAUCUCAAAAUAGAGCAAUAUUUUUCAUUUUAUAAGUUUUCUCUCUGUGUGCUUCUUCAAAUGUGAAAUCUCACGCAAAUGUAGUCCAAAAAUGUCGGUGCUCGCAAUUCCAUGAGAUUUAUACUGCUCUUCUCAGCUCAAAUAUUCAUGUACACUAGCUAUGUACACUGUCUGCAGUACACUGCACUUCACCAUUCCAGUAUACAUAGAGACGUUUUUUACGCAGUGAUGGCUUUAAAUAAAAUAUACAGUUUAUA